AUGGAGGUUCUGGGAACGAUUGUCAACGCCGUGCAGGUUUUCGAGACAUGCGUCAGUACCUAUAAACUUAUCUGUCUUGCAAACAACGUGGGCAAGGAUGGCGAUCAGAUCGUGUCGCGACUGCAAUGGCAAUAUUAUCGGCUAAUACAAUGGGGGGAAAAAUCGGGAAUCGAGUCCAACACCCCGUCAAACCGGCUGAACUGGGAGGUCGCUAGGAGUUUGCUAGAAGAGCAACGAGAGUUGUUAACCUCGGCCGAGAAGCUCAAAUCCAAAUAUAAUCUCGACAUUGACGAUGAGAGUUUAACUACGACGAAGCUAGAAGAGAAGCCUGUCGAGGCAUCCUCUAGCUUGACCAGAUUUCUUCGCCAUUUGACGACUACAGAGUCAGGUAGCCCUCGAGCAAGGGCCAUCCAAAGUCAAAAUAGCCCCAUUCGGCGUCUUCGCUGGGCUAGUACAGGGAAAGAAAAGACAGACCGUGUGGUUAGCGACAUCGCAGAGUUGAACGACCGUCUGGACUACCUGUUAGACUCGGCUGACCGCGAAAGACUCCAUGCUGCGUCAGACUCAUUGCUUAGAGACCUAAUCACACACUGUAGCAAUCCUAGCGAGUUGAGCACCAUUAGUGCUCUCUUGAAUCCAUCAACCUCGGAUUCGAGCCAGGCUCUCGCUGCGGCUGCAUCUUUGCGACAGAUUCGUCUGCUGCUAGCGCCAUCCAAGGGUUCGGAACAUAAAUCCGAGCCGCGAGGUGUUCCUCUUCAACUCCUCGAACUUCGGCCGCGACGCCUGACUCCUGAGGAUUCGGCGCACUCCUUAAAAUACGCGGGGAUCGAGCCCGCGCUUUACAACGGACAGAAAGUUAUUGUAGAGUGGAAAUUCGCGGGAGAUCCAGGCUGGGACCAACUUGCUAGAUAUGUCCGCCGGCUAGGGCUGCUAUUGAGUAAAAUGGAUGAUCCAUCGUUCCAUACUCUGCCGUGGCAAGGUCUAUUACCGUGGCGUGAAAGAUCGCUAUUUGGCUUUGUGUACAGAUAUCCGGUUCAAACUGAGGAAUUCAAGGGCUCUUUUCGGUACGAGUCUCUACAUAAGGUGAUCCAAUAUCCCUCGAUUGCCCCGUUAAACCGCCGCGUGAGGAUCGCAAUGGAUAUGGCGGAGACGGUGCUCCAGCUUCACACGGCUGGCUGGCUACACAAGGGAAUUCGAUCCGAAAAUAUCAUCGCAUUCUUCACUCAGGACGAAGAUGUUCUUCCAGAGAAAGCUCACCUCGUUGGGUUCGAAUACGCCAGGCCCGACUCUCAAGACGGUUUAGCCAUAACGCAACCUCCCGCUGGCUCAGAUCUAUACCGACAUCCGAAGGCGCGGGGAACUCGUCGGAAAUCAUACCGCAAGUCGUUUGAUCUCUAUGGAUUAGGGUGUGUUCUUCUUGAACUCGCGCUCUGGAAACCAUUGGAUCGAAUUCUUGCUGAGGCUUAUCUUGUCACCGGUGAAGAUAAAGUCCACUCCGAUGGGAAUCCCACAAGCGUAUCUCCAGUGCCGUCGCUGCUGUCAUUUCAGACAUGCUUAUCGUUGCAGCUGCUUGUCAUGCACCAUGCUGGUAGCACAUUCUGCGAUGCUAUCGCCCUUUGCUUUGAAGACCAGGCGUUCGAUGAAGAUGGGUUGGACAUACAAAAGGCAGUGCUGGAGAAACUGGGGACGAUUCAUAUAUAG
Molecule: messenger RNA, 1701 nt
Organism: Aspergillus affinis
Lineage: Eukaryota; Fungi; Ascomycota; Eurotiomycetes; Eurotiales; Aspergillaceae
Product: prion-inhibition and propagation-domain-containing protein
Exons: 1
Coding region: 1-1701 (566 amino acids)
Biological process (GO): protein phosphorylation
Molecular function (GO): ATP binding; protein kinase activity
Source: RefSeq, a predicted model, not a curated record